CAGUUUACAAUUUGCUAUGGAUCUGGCUGGUGAAUUAAAAAAAAAUGUCCCUGAUGCAUGGAAAGACAUCGCAAAUCAAAUCAAAUUGCCAUAUGAUUCCAAAAUGAAUUAUCACCCAGAAUAUGAUGGAUACACAAUUGGUAAAUCUAAAUGCUGAAUUAAUUUUGUAGAUUAAGAUGUAGAUGUGUUUUUUGUAUAGCAUCAUCUACAUAUGCAAGAAAAAAAUAUGUGAACCAUUUGGAAUGAUAUGGAUUUCUGCACAAAUUGGUCAUAAAAUGUGAUCUGAUCAUCAUCUAAGUCACAACAAUAGACAAUCACAGUCUGCUUAAACUAAUAACACACAAAGAAUGAAAUGUUGCCAUGUUUUUAUUGAACACACCAUGUAAACAUUCACAGUGCAGGUGGAAAAAGUAUGUGAACCCCUAGACUAAUGACAUCUCCAAGAGCUAAUUGGAGUGAGAUGUCAGCCAACUGGAGUCCAAUCAAUGAGAUGAGAUUGGAGGUGUUGGUUACAGCUGCCCUGCCCUAUAAAAAACACACACCAGUUCUGGGUUUGCUUUUCACAAGAAGCAUUGCCUGAUGUGAAUGAUGCCUUGCACAAAAGAGCUCUCAGAAGACCUACGAUUAAGAAUUGUUGACUUGCAUAAAGCUGGAAAGGGUUAUAAAAGUAUCUCCAAAAGCCUUGCUGUUCAUCAGUCCACGGUAAGACAAAUUGUCUAUAAAUGGAGAAAGUUCAGCACUGCUGCUACUCUCCCUAGGAGUGGCCGUCCUGUAAAGAUGACUGCAAGAGCACAGUGCAGACUGCUCAAUGAGGUGAAGAAGAAUCCUAGAGUGUCAGCUAAAGACUUACAAAAGUCACUGGCAAAUGCUAACAUCCCUGUUAGCGAAUCUACAAUACGUAAAACACUAAACAAGAAUGGAUUUCAUGGGAGGAUACCACAGAGGAAGCCACUGUCCAAACAAAACAUUGCUGCACGUUUACAGUUUGCACAAGAGCACCUGGAUGUUCCACAGCAGUACUGGCAAAAUAUUCUGUGGACAGAUGAAACCAAAGUUGAGUUGUUUGGAAGAAACACACAACACUAUGUGUGGCGAAAAAAAGGCACAGCACACCAACAUCAAAACCUCAUCCCAACUGUGAAGUAUGGUGGUGGAGGCAUCCUGGUUUGGGGCUGCUUUGCUGCAUCAGGGCUUGGACAGAUUGCUAUCAUCGAAGGAAAAAUGAAUUUCCAAGUUUAUCAAGACAUUUUGCAGGAGAACUUAAGGCCAUCUGUCUACCAGCUGAAGCUCAACAGGACAAUGACCCAAAGCAUAGAAGUAAAUCAACAACAGAAUGGCUUAAACAGAAGAAAAUAUGCCUUCUAAAGUGGCCCAGUUAGAGUCCUGACCUCAACCUGAUUGAGAUGCUGUGGCAUGACCUCAAGAAAGCGAUUCACACCAGACAUCCCAAGAAUAUUGCUGAACUGAAACAGUUCUGUAAAGAGGAAUGGUCAAGAAUUACUCCUGACCGUUGUGCACGUCUGAUCUGCAACUACAGGAAACAUUUGGUUGAAGUUAUUGCUGCCAAAGGAGGUUCAACCAGUUAUUAAAUCCAAGGGUUCACAUACUUUUUCCACCUGCAUUGUGAAUGUUUACAUGGUGUGUUCAAUAAAAACAUGGCAACAUUUCAUUCUUUGUGUGUUAUUAGUUUAAGCAGACUGUGAUUGUCUAUUGUUGACCAAUUUGUGCAGAAAUCCAUAUCAUUCCAAAGGGUUCACAUACUUUUUCUUGCAACUGUAAUUAAGAUGGUUAACAUUACUCGACAGAAGCUACCAAGCGUCCCUAGGUGUAAUCCGUUAAUGAAAACAAAUAAUAUUCUAUAUUUGUGAUAUAUGAUGCAUUCAAUGUAUGUGGGCGUGAUUUAAGGCAAGUUAUUUUUUCAUAACCGGUUCACUUUAAAUUUGGGACUAAAGAAAGUAUUUAGGUUCUGGGAGGGGCUAAAUGUAGGGUUGGGGAAAAGGGUUAUGCAUCACUUAGUGCUAUCCCUGCCUUCCUGUUUAUUCUCACUGUGGCAAAACCAGCCACUUCAGAAUGUAUUUUUAUGUGUGUGAUACUAUCCCUUUAAAGACUGUUAGAACCAAGCUGAUAACUGUAUAUGUAUAUUGUGCGAACGAGAGCAUUAGUAUGCUGGCGGCAAAAAAGCCACCAGCAUUCAUACAAUAGUUUCACGAACAGUGAAUUUCAACACUGUUCGUGAAACGAACUAACUACCCAAUGGGAGACCACACACAGUAGGUCCUUCGGUAAUUAUUGCGAUUCAGGGUGGCCGCCGUUCGGCUACCGACCACGCAGCGGUCGGCCAUCUUGGAUCCUUUGUUAGCCCAGCCGUAUUUGGUGGUCGAGCACAUAGAACUAAAAUUGGCUACUCGACGGCACGAAUACCGCUGCACUUCCAGGCCGUUCGGGAGCACCGGUCCUUCAGUAGUUUGUUCCCCGAUAUGCAUUCGGUACUUUAAGGUGAAUGUAAAAUAAUAUGUAUUUUCGUGCGGCGUUCGGUUAUUUAUGCUGGGAUCUGAGCGGUACUUUCACGAAAGGUGUGCUCAGACUCCAGCUAUCUGCCGAACGGUCAUUCGGUAAAAUAACGUGAAUAAUGUGAAAGUUCUGUAAUUUUGUGUAAAAUGUCAGUUCUGCUGCACGGAGGGAUAAUCCACUUAACUGGGUAUUCUAGUGGGAGUAUCCCUCUCGUGCAGCUGUGCAUGAUGGGAGAAAUGUCCGGGUUAUUAAGUCCCCCAUGUAGUCCCCUACUGUACAACCCCUGGAAUGUCAGUAAGAAAACCCCUUGCAUGGGGAAUCCCAUAAAUACUGUGACUUGUGAUUAAAAGCUCAGUUGACUCCCAGCCUAUGUGUCGUCUAGUUCUUGGGAAGGAAGCAUCUAUACACCGCUACCGGGAUUACUGUAUGCUGUACUUAUUUUGCCUGGAAUAUUUUAUGCUGUUCCUGUUACCCAGCGGAGAUAUCGUGGAUUAUACUACCUCUCCGCUACACUCACAUACAGACAUGGGAGGAGCUGGGACAGCACUCCGUUUUACACCCGCCAUGGCUGUUUAUGCAACUCUAUCAAAGAUAUGCGGCUGAGUGGAUUACAGAGGACACAGGCUAAUGGUACUUGUCUAACUCCCCAAGUUCACUCAAGCGCCAAAAGGGUACAUUAUUAAUGUUAUAAACAGGGAUCUGCUCAAGAGACCCUGUGUAGUGUUUAUGGUGCCAGUAGCUCCCUGGUGCUCUUUUAGUUUGACUCUUACCUUGGUCCUGCUGCUAGCAGGAAAAGCCUUUUGACGAUAGAAGCAUUCAUUAAUUUGUGGUGAGUUUCAAAUUCAAUGAGUAGCUGUAGUGAGCAAACUGGCAUCAGGCUUAUACAGCUCUAAGAGGAACAGGUUAAAAAAAAUGCACAUUAAUAGUUGUGCCAAUGUAAUACGUUAACUAAGAGCUAAUUGCACAAGUCUUGUUAUAGGUGUCUUAAACCCUUGCAUAGUCUUUUUGUAACAUAUGCAGCCAUCUCACAAAAGCGUUUGGAGGACCCAGAAUAGCUUGGAAAUCUCAGCCGUUUGUUUAUUUUCUUUUUUUUCUUUUGCAGACGCAUACCUCCUCUAAGUAUGACUAUUUUGGGGGUAUGGUGCAUUUUUGGUAUCCAACUAUUGUAUGGUUUGGUUUGUAUGAGUGAAUUAAAGUCUCUGCAAAAAUCGCAGUUCUAGAAACAGAACAUCCUAUGUAUAUUGUAUUAAAAGAGAGUGAGACAACUCCAACUUAAAAGUGGGCAAUUAACUAAUAUUCAAUGUACAAUCGUACAUUCUAGUUUGGAAUUCUUUCCAUUGCCAUAUAUGUUAAGGGUUGUCUUCUUUUUCAUAGGUGAGAAGGUGAAACAGGCAGAUGUUGUCUUGCUAGGUUAUCCCAUGAUGUUUCAAAUGACCACUGAGCAACGCAAAAAUGACCUCGAAAUAUACGAAUCCGUAACUGAUGUUGAUGGUCCUGCAAUGACUUGGGUAAUGGUACUUGAUUGAUGUUUCUUGGAUUACUAUAAUCUGACUAAAGAGUUUACUUAUACUUUUAUGUAACACAUCUAGUUUUUAAAAUAAAAUUUUAGCAAUCACGUAUGUCCUACACAAAUAUAAACAGACCUCAGUAAUAAAUUGUGAGCGCUUAAAUCUGCUGUAGUAAUAUAAUAUAUAAAAGAGGUAAAUGCAUAAAAGGAACAAUAUAGUGCCAGGAAUACAAACAUUUUAUUCCUGACACUAUGGCCCUGAAGUGGCUGUUUAGGUGGCCAGUUCCUCUUUUGAACUCUUUACUCCUUCGCUGUGUCGGUCAUGCUGUGGCUGGCUUCUAUGGUUAAUAUGACGGGGCUCCAAUACUACGCCAGAGUACCUCUGCCCAGUCCUCUUCCUAGCCACUUUCAGAGCACCCUGGAAUGCUUCAGCCCCAGUCGCUGAAGCUGGACUGGGCUCUCUCAGGAGCUCUUCCACCCAUCCAGACUGUAGUUCUCUCCUUCCAGACAGGUAUCGUUCCCUCUGGGUUUUUCUCUUCAGCUCCUUUCUCAGGCAGAGAUGUAUAGUAUUACAUGUGUUUUCUUGUACUAUGGGAGAUAAUUGUGUUAUCGUGUCUGUGUGUAUAAGAGGAGAAAAUAAUUAGUUUAUUAUUCAAUAGCUAUUGUGCAAUGCGUCUUGGUGUUAGGCAAUUAUGUCUUGGACACCAAGACUCCAGUGAGUGACUUGUAUUGUUCUGUUUGAUGACCCCAUGUUGUGAUUUCUCCUAUAUAAACCUGUGUUGUGUUUAAUAAAAUCAGUUCUACUUCACCCUUCACUAAAUCUCGACUAGUGUUUUGGGUGAGACUGCUAUACAAUUAUAUCACUGUGUACUGAUCCAGGGUGUAAAAGUUCCAUGAAGACACCAGUCAAGCUGGGGCAGAAGCAUUCCAGGUUUUCCAAUGUGGCUGCUAGGAAGCAAGCUUGGCGGAGGUACCCAGUCCGUGUACAAUGGGCUUCGUCACAAGAAAACUAACAUACUAAGCUAUAUUUUUACUCAGGACUAGCCCAAAUUUGCAUAAAAUUAAACUUGCUAUGACAACUCAACAAAUAGCCAAAUCAUAUCGGAAACUAUACAGGAACUUAUAACAUAUUUAUAAAGGGCUGUGGAAGACAAUAACUAACAUGAAAUAUCUCCCCUGCCUAUAGAUUUCUUAAUAUGCAAGUUAAAAAGUUUUGCUAUUAAGGUAGUGCAUAUAGGGAUUUCAAAACCUGUACAACAGAUGGCACUGUACAGGCUCCACAGCCAAAUCCACCCAGUUGAUUCAUAGCAGCAGCAGGAAGGAGAGCACACAAAACAUUUAACCAUAAACAACCACAUUACACACACUCUGCACCCACAAUGGGCACAGGGUGACUUAAACAUAGGAGUCAUCCAGGGACCUAAUUAAAUUGUCGAUCUUAAGCUCCUGGUGAUGGUGACUACUGUCACAACUGCGAUCAUCAUAGGAAACGCAUUGUGAAGCAAAAUACAGCAUCUUUAUGGGGAACAUUCAGUGUCUCCAUGCUCUGCAUGGACUAGGAAGCAUCUUGAGUGGCCAUCUGACUGAUGGCAGCAAUAUAAACACUGCCUGAUCUCUGAAAAGGUAGUGUUUACACUGAAAAGCCUGCAGGGACAGGCUAUAAAAACCAGAACCACUGUAUUAAGCUGUCAUGGCUCUGCUAACUAUAAUGUCCCUUUAAUGUUUCUUAAACCAGUCUUCUAGAAUCACGAACAGCCCAGAUUUUAUGGCUAGCUGUUUAAAUACAGUGUGAUCUUAAAGGCACCCAGACCAUUUCAUUUGAAUGAAGUGGUUUUAGUGCAGCGCCCCUGUCAUUUGCAAAACCUCAAUGUAAAACAUUUAGGUUUUGUUCAAUCAGCAAGGUUUUCUUUAAAGGUUUAACAUACCUCCAGUGACUGUCUUCCUUACAGCCACUAGAGCUGAUUUUCAUCUGCCAUAAUCGGUUAUUUAAUUGGCUGCUUCUCAGCUGUGAGGAUUGGUGAUCUCAAGCGAAGAGGCCGGGUGGCCAUGGUGAGACCAGUGUACCACAGUCUACAUGGUGGGUAAAUCUUACCUUUCAAACACUCAAUUGGGAGGGGCAGACACCUAAAUAAGCAGAGUAACACUAUAGCGUUUGGAAUGCAUGUUUGUAUUCCUACCGCUUUAGUGUUCCUUUUAAACAUGUGUAGAACUUAAGCAGAUUUGAACUACAGGUACUGCAGUAGCUUUGAAAGCUACAUUGAUUUGAUCUUUGUAUGAGUUUAUCAUUUCUAAUAAUAAAUUUAUAACAUGAUUUUGGAAUUUCAAUUUUUAUUGUGGUACACCACUAUGUGAGUGAACAGAAUCAUCCUCAGAACCUCCCCUUUUAGUGCUCCUUUAAAAGAUAAAACUCCUGAACUCUCUUUCUAUGCAGAGCAUGUUUGCAAUCGGCUGGAUGGAAUUAAAGAAAGCACAGGUGGCGCAGGAGCAACUGAAGAAAUGCUUUGCAAACAUCACAGAACCUUUUAAGGUGAGAAUUGUUGUUGGAUCUUUAGUCUUUCCGUAAUAGAAUCAAAUGAUUAAAUAUGGUCCUGCAGUGACAGUACAAGUUCCCCUUUUUUUUCUUCCUUGAACAGCUAUACGACUGAAUCACAAAACAAACGACUCUCUCACAAUGCAUGAACAUUUUUAUUUUGAUUUGUAAUUCAAAAUGCUGUUCCUGGUGCCAGGAAAAAAGAGGAGUGAAAUGGAGAAUAAGCAGUUUUUUGGUUUUUUUGGGGGGAGGGCAAAUAAAUAGCUUUUGUUUUUCCAUAAUGGACAAGAGGUCUGUCCAAUCAUGUGGAUCGUAUCUCCUGUCCAAUUAAGAGAUUAAAACAAAAAUGUUGAUUUUUAAACUACUAUCAUUGAUACAGCCAAACAAUGUUGAUUUUAUACACCUAUCAAGUGACAACAUAACAACAGAGGAGAAAAGGAGGAGCAGUUAAACAAUAUAUACUUCCAAGGAGGAUUCCUCCUGACACUCUGACUGUUGGCAGUUAUUGAGGGAGACAGAUCAGCAGUGAUUGUGUGACGAGCUACUGCUAGCUAGGUAAAACAGUGUUUAGGUUACUGCUUUGUCUACUACUAUUAGCCACUGGCACUUAACACCAACUUGGAAUCAGCAACUUACAGUUUGAUAGUUUUUAUUUUUGUUUAGUAUUUGUUAAAUUAAAAUCUUUUGUUUUUUUGUUGGGUGGUAAGGGGGUAUGUAGUCCUAUAAAAAAAAAAAAUAUAUAUAUAUAUAUGUGUGUGUGUGUGUGUGUGUGUGUUUUUUUUAAUUUUAUAUAUUUAUAUAGUUCCUCUGGCCUAGCUACUGCAUAGUGGCACUCACACACAUGUUGAGUUGAACAUAGCCUUCUUGUCAGGAUGACAUAUGACCCAACAGGCAGAAUUAAGUAGAAAUGAAAGAAACAAAGAAAUGUAUCACCGGGCCUUAGAAUUUAAUACAAAAGAGAAUGGUCAGGGACACAAAGACAUAAUAAUGAGGAUACAAAUCAAAAGGUCAAGAAUAUCAGAAUACAGAAUAGUCAAAAACAAGUCAAAGUCAAAAUACCAGUAGGGAAAGCAAGAUGAAAACGCUCUCUAAUAACCACAAGUGAACACCAUGACGGAACUGAAGGAUACGUGAAAUAAGAUUAAAUACCUUACUGUUGGCAGUGAUAGGCAGGUUCUGGUCACUUGACGUCAGAAUGUGCUUGCAUGAUGACGCACGGAUGUCUGUCAUUUUCCAGACUGUCCCUUUAACUAUUCUAAGUGCGCAGCGGCCAGCCUAUGUUAGUGAGGGAAGAUUCAGAACAAGAAAGUACUAUGGCAGCAAGUCCACUGGUGCUCUAUUUGAUUCUGUGCAGUUGUUACCGCCUACCACCAGCAGCAGUACCAUCCCUAUUACUAACACCACCCUUUGACAAAGCAGAUGUGAAGGAUAGUGAUCGUUGAAAGAGGCAGGUCAGACAGGAACAGUUAAAAUCUCAUCAUCAGGUGAAUUAAAAAACAAAAAAAAAUUAAGAAAAGUCCCUCUUGUGCCUAGCUGCUACAAGUAGUAGUGUUACUGACAGUGUUCUGCAUUAUUGAGGAUGAAGAAUCACUUAUUUUCUCUGAAGACAAAUGCUCAGUAUGCUGGACAUAGUGGAGGAGGUCCAAUCUUACUAGCAACCACACUUCUUUGUUGCAGGAGAAUUGCUGGGUAUUUCCAUUGUAGUUUGAAGGCUAGCCAUCACUUAAGGCAAGAUAAAAGAGGGCUUCCCAUACACAAGCUAUAACUGAAUGUAAGCAUAUGGUGGUUUGGACAUGCUGGGAAGAAUUUUGGAACCACAGAGGGCAAACCAUAGUCAAUCUUUAGACCACUCACAUGAAUGAGAAAGGAAAGUAAAACUAGGAUUGGUUAGACUAAAAACAAAAGCAGGAAGGGAUUUACAAGAGGAUACGUGUGUAGCUGACUGCCUCAAUUAAUAUUUUUGUUUGGUAUUUACAGAUAAAAAUGAAGGAAAGGGACAUCAAUUAGGAAAUAAGACAGUCAUUUGUUACAUGUGAGUUUACAGAGGAAGAGGUUCUAUUUCAACCAUCAAAAGUAAAGACAAGUUGAUGGGACCUGAUGGAAUACACAUUAAUAUAACUUAGUGGUGUACUAGCAAAACCGUUACCUGAUUUAUUUAACCAAUCCUUGUUAACAGGAGUAGUCCCAGUAGAUUGGAAAUUUUGCGAAUGUUGUGCCAAUUCACAAGAAAGAUAAAAGGAGUCAGACAACUAUGGGCCAGUAAGGUUACUCCGUAGUGGGGAAAGUGAUGGAAUCCAUGAUAAAGGAUAGGAUUAUUGAACAUCUAAAAUCACAGGGAUUUUAAGAUCAGAGACAACAUGGGCUUAUUUCAGGGAGAUCAUGUCAAACUAAUCUUAGAUUGGGUUCUACUUUUGGCCAGCAAAUUAACUGGUUGAGUGGUCGAGGCAUACCGGGUGGUUCCAGACGAAGACCUCAGAGACUAUACUCAGGUAAAAGAGAUCAUUUUGGCUCGGUAUGCAAUUACUCAGGAGGCCUGGCGACAGCAAUUUCAGGAGCUAAGAAAAAACUCCAAAUGGGCCUGGAAUUGCUUCAACAUCCUAGAGCAAUUCUACAAUGUAUUGGCCUCGGAGAUCCAGGAGUGGGUACAGUAUUAAAUCCCCACCAUCCUCAUUGAAGCAGCCAGGUGGUCUGAUGAAUAUCAGGAUGUCCGCUGUCAUCAAUGACCUCAGCCCAGAGUGUUUCCUCAAAAAACACCACCGAACGCAGGACCACCAAUUCUGCAGCGGUAUAGAGGUAUAGUUAACCCUGUGCCUCCCUGGAUUCAACCACGAGCUGGGGUACAGUGCCACCAAUGCCAGCGAUUGAGGCAUAUGAAAUGCGAAUGCACCCAAGGUAGAAACAGAUCCCAGUGGAUUUGGCCUGGAUCACUCCCCAAACCUCCCGAGAGGCCACUCACUGCUAUCAUGCUGAGACAUACCCAGUUAUUUUGGCUCCUAAAAAAAUACGAAAAAGAACUGGGGUGUGAUGCACGAGGCUGACCCCGUUCAAGCUGCCGCAGACAACCGCCAGCAUCACCGGCACUCAGUUUGCCUCAAUGAGAAAUUUGUACAAGGUCUCCUGGACACUGUAGCCACUUUGACCCUGGUAAAGAGACAUAUGGUACCAGACUGUGCCAGAAUAGGAGGUUCAGUAGCCAUUCGGGUGGCAGGGGAAGCAGUUUAUAGCCUGCCUACCGCAAAAGUACAUUUGAAUUGGGGUGCGGGAGCAGGGAUGGUGAAUGUGGGGCUGAUGCAGGAGUUACCUACAUUUUGUUGAACGACUUGGGACAGCUUACCUCUGUUUUUGUUCACCAACCGAUGACAGAGGAGAUGUACCUUCUAACCACCAGGCAACAGCCUCACACCAUGGACCAGCGCUCACACUUUGAGGCUCAGGUAGGAGUUAUUACCCAACCGUUAGAAUGGUGGGAUGCGCCUGCUGAGUUUGGGAGGGGGGUAGUCACUGACACCACGCUCCAAUUAAAAAGGGAUCCAGUCAUCUCCAGUCUAGAGGGAGAAAGGAUAGUGGCUGGGUCAAUACUGAUCCCCUCUAAGCAGCUAGUUAUCCCGCAGAAGUAUAGACAGGAGUACAUGGUUCAACAGGGGAGCUAGGGACCGCAGCUUCUAAGUAGGACAGAAGGUUUUGAUUUUAAUAUCAAUCCGCAAAGACAAGCUGCAGGCUGGCUGGUAGAUCCCAUAUCAGGUGGUAUAAUAAAAGUGCGAUACCACCUAUGUGAUUGUCCUUGCUCUUGUGCCGGGGGGAGAUGCAUGCUCCGUGUGAAUAUGUUCAUGUCAGGAUUACAGAAUGAUCCAGCACGUAGAAUUGUGUAACACAGAGGACUGAUAGGUAACGUAUACCGGACAUUAGAAUGGCUGGACUAACGUACCAAAGAAUAGUCAGGAAUAGCCGAGGUCAAGGGAAACAGAAAGAGACACAACGAUAAGGAAAAGCCAGGAGUCAGGGAUGCCCGAAAACAGGGAAGUCAAAAACAAUGACCAUAAUUACCAGAAUCAAUAACGCGCUCUCGGACAACCACAAGGGAAACCACGACAGGGCACUGAGCAGGAUGGGAACUGGGCCUAAAUACCCCUCCUCUAGAUCUGAUAGGCUGUAACUGGCCUUUGACCCCAGAGGCAGUUACCAGGUUCCCAUUUGCAUAAUUGCUGCUUAGCAUUAACCCUUCUGUGGAUUUGGUUGCUGCUCGGCACAACUUUUCCUGUGUGGACAGUAAAUGUCAUUAACCACAUUUUUAUAAGCGGAUGAAUACGUGACAGUUCAAACACUACCAUGAGGACAGAGGAAGUGGUGGUGAUCUGCACCCCAGAACAACCUUCUUAAGCACCAUCCCAGGAACUAAAAACAGCCCUUGUAAAUGUCUCUGUACUGGCUGCUUCCAAUCCCAUUAAAUGUUUUCUUUUCCACACAAACACUUCUAUGUUUGGAUUGGGAGCAGUACUGAGUCAAAUCGGAGGCGAUGGUAAAGAGCAUCCUGUAGCUUACCUGAGCAGAAAACUCCUACUCAGGGAGGUAAGCUAUGCUACCAUUGAGAAGGAAUAUCUGGCCGUGGGGUGGACCCUAAAGAACCUCCAUCACUACUUGUAUGGACAACCAUUUUCAUUACUCACGGAUCACAACCCAUUGGUCUGGCUAAAAAAUGUGUGGCGGGGGACAAUGCCCAGCUGCUGCGCUGGAGUCUGGAGCUGAAGCACUAUAACUUCACUAUCGCCCUGGAAAUCAGAACAUCAAUGCCGAUGGGUUGUCUCAACAAACUCAACUGGAAAAGUGACCCGUGAGUCUCCCCAGACAUCCCCAAGCUGAUCUGUUGGGAUCAGACUGUGUAUGCUGGCUUGUGUUAAAUGGGAGCUGUGUGGCGGACCCUAUCCUUGUACCUGUAUCUUUUCCCCGAAAGAGCUAUUCACUAUCCCCCUGUUUCAGUACAUUCCCUACUCCUAAACGUUAACUGCUGAAAACGCCUCUUCGCAGUCAUUUGGCUAAAAAAACUCCUGAAAGGUCUCAAGCAGUACUUGGCCGCAAACCCUCUGGAACUAACCAACACUGCCACUGCAACUCGUGGCUCCUGGUAAACUUGAUCCACGGUUUUACUCCACUUGCCGGCUUUCCAAUUCGAGCAAUCGCUCCCUGAAAACCAGGGGAGCCCUCUUUCGUUGGAUCGAAGGACCUCCCACUAUUUGACCGGCCCUAGCCAUAAUUACGCAGGAACUGUUUUGGGCUUAGACCUCUUGUGCGGCUGGUCAAGACUUUAUCCUGGUGGAGAUUGGGCAAUUGUUCCUGGGUCCAGGUGCUAUUUGGAGAUGUAUAAUAUGUGGGGUUCCUCUGUGUAUUUACUAUGUUUUGAGGUGUUUUUAUGUUAGGCACUCUGUAUCCAGGAGAUAAUUAGUUUAGCAGACAGCAAUUCAAUUAUUUCCCAGAUACAGAGGCGCCUGAAUGGGCACUGAAUAUACUGAAUGCUGGAUUCGGCUUAAUAAAAACAGUUGUACUCCCAGAACUGUGUCUAGUUACUUGGGGUAAUAGAGCUAUUCACUAAAGAGCGCUUCUUCCAGCUUCGAGGAUAUUCGGCGGAGAUACCCAGUGGGGGUAUUGGAGUUCUACUAAAUUCAUCUAAAUAAAUUACUCCUGCUAUUCCUCUUUUUUAAAAUGCCUCUCAUUGUAGUGGUUUCAUCCUACUUGAUUGAGUCUUGCAUGUCUGCUACCUAGGGCACUUUUUUUUUUUUUUUUUACACUGAAGGACGAUCUCUCACUCUACAGACUGGAUGCAAAGGAAACCUUUGUUCUUCUAAGGGUGGAGUUGGUGAGUGGGUCGUCAAUUUCCCACUGAAUUUUUAACUUUAAGUUUUUGAGAAAUCCCAUUUCAAAACUUAGAAGACUCCUGGCACUUAUUUUUAUUUAAUACAAGAUAGCAAAAAGGAAAAUAUUACAAUCAAUCAAUCACUAGAAAAUUAGUUUGUUUACUUUAUAUUUAUUUUUAUUAUUUAUUUAUUUUUAAAUUCAGGUAUAUAAUGUAAUUUUACAAACUCAGAAUUGGAAUUGCAAAGAUGUCUAGCUAUAGGCAUUUACACAAUAUUGUAGCUAUUUUUGCAUUGCAGCACACUAAAAAUUGCCUUUUUACCUACUUUUUUGGCUGGCAAAAUGUUUUUUCACAAACAAAAUUUGCCAAAACACCAAAACAGGCAAAAUUCUGUCAAUUUGAUGAAUGUAUUGGAAUGACUAAAUUUUUCCGCCAUGCACAAGUCUAAUUAAUGUACUGAUAUCCUAUGUGUCUGCCUAUGCUGAAUGCAUAUGUACUAUUUGUUCUAGAUAUGGACUGAGAAUGCAGAUGGCUCCGGAGCUGUAAACUUUCUCACAGGGAUAGGAGGAUUUCUGCAGGCAAUACUUUUUGGAUACACCGGAUUUCGG
Pelobates cultripes (western spadefoot toad) is the source of this 13001-nucleotide messenger RNA. NCBI's taxonomy places the organism in Eukaryota, Metazoa, Chordata, Amphibia, Anura, Pelobatidae. The record is from the annotation of a GenBank genome assembly.